This is a messenger RNA of Plasmodium yoelii, 888 nucleotides long. RefSeq names its product PIR protein. The coding region runs from base 1 to 888 and encodes 295 amino acids. NCBI's taxonomy places the organism in Eukaryota, Apicomplexa, Aconoidasida, Haemosporida, Plasmodiidae. The record is from RefSeq and is a predicted model, not a curated record. The transcript has 3 exons.
AUGGAUGAUGAUAUAUGUGGAAACUUUGAUUUUUUGAGGAUGUAUUUACAUGAUGAUUUGGAAAAAAGUACACUUGAUUUUCAUAAAAAUGAUAAUAUUAAGAAAUAUUGCUCUAAUGACGGUUCAGGAGAAAAAAAAUGCAAUACUGAUCUCGAUAAAAUUAAGGCUGGAUUUUUGUGGUUACUUGAAAAAAAUUGUUCUAUAUCCAAAAAGACAUAUUCUGAUGAAAGUAUUAAUGCAAUUUUUCUAUAUAUUAUUUCAUGGUUAAGUUACAAAUUAAAUCAAAACUCAGAGCACUAUUUCACCAAAAUAAACGAUUUUUUUACUGAAUAUGUAAAUAAUAAUCAAGAGUAUGAUAAAAUUAUACAAAAUUCCCAAGGUUGUAAAAAUCUUAAGGAAAUAAUAAAUAAAAAAAGUGAUUUAUUGAAUAUUGAUAUUCAAGAUAUGUCUAAUUUUUAUGAUGUAUUUAAAUCAUUAUGUAAUAUAUAUGGUGAUGUUGCAAAGAAUACAAAUAACACCAACUUGUCAGCUAGUGCAACUAUUUUUGUUAACAAAUAUACAAAUCUCAACGAUUAUUAUAAUAUUGAAAAUACCUCAUAUAGUAAAAUAUUGUCUAAUAUAUUAACUUAUUAUAAUAAAUUAAAAAAUAAAUGUGCUGAAAGAAUUACUGAUCCUGUACAAUUACCAAGUCUUCCAACAGGAAGAGCAACAAAAAAAUUUUUACGAAAUUCAUCAAUACAAAUUUCAUUAAUCCCAAUGACAUUUAUUUUCUUUGCAUUACUUAUAUAUUUAGGAAUUGUGUAUAAGCGUUCAUCAUUUGACUUUCGGAAAAAGCUUCAAAAACUCAAUUUAAGAAUCAAAAAAAUAAAGAGGAAAAUAAAUCAUUAA